Diabrotica virgifera virgifera (western corn rootworm) is the source of this 915-nucleotide messenger RNA. Its product is annotated as pupal cuticle protein 20-like. Gene Ontology annotation, cellular component: chitin-based extracellular matrix. Lineage: Eukaryota; Metazoa; Arthropoda; Insecta; Coleoptera; Chrysomelidae. Bases 79 to 807 code for a protein of 242 amino acids. The record is from RefSeq and is a predicted model, not a curated record. Gene Ontology annotation, molecular function: structural constituent of chitin-based larval cuticle. The transcript has 4 exons.
CUUUUUAAAUUGUUUUCUUCAAAUGCAACACUUCAAAAUUACCUAUAAAUAGGUAAUAAUACAUUGUAACAAGAUCAAAUGUGGUUUACAUUUUACAACAUGAAAUUGAUACUUCUUACCAGUUUAGUGAGCGUGGUCCUUGGAGGACGAUUGGAUUCUGGCUACCUCCCUCCUACGGUGGGAAGAUACACGCCUGGAAUAGGACCAUUUGGCAGAGCGUUAGGAACAUUCGGAGGUGUAGGAGCUCCAUUCGCGGGAGGUCCAGUAGUACCAGGAGCACCAUUUGCGGGUGCCCCUGGAGCACCAUUUGCUGGUGGCCCUGGAGCACCAUUUGCUGGUGGCCCUGGAGCACCACUUGCUGGUGGAUCAGGAGGUGCCUUCGGAGGCAGAGGAUAUUAUGGGGGUUACUAUGAUGGUUACAGAGGUGGACCACAAAUUCCUAUUUUAAGGUAUGAGAACAAUCCAAAUAGAGGUGACGGAUCUUAUAACUACUUAUAUGAAACUGGCAAUGGAAUUGUAGCAGAAGAAAGAGGAUUUCUCAAACCUCUAGGUCCAGAGGGUACACAACAAGCCGAAGGAGGUUUUUCGUACACGGCUCCGGAUGGUCAAAGAAUAAGUUUGCAGUAUACUGCUGACGAAAAUGGUUUUAGGCCUGUAGGAGCGCAUCUUCCCACGCCUCCACCUAUACCAGAUGCUAUUCUAAGAUCAUUAGAACAAAAUAGACUAGAGGAAGCAAGAGGAGGGUACACCGAUGAUGGACAAUACAGAUCUGGACUGAACUACGAAGGAAGUGGAUACAGAUAUUAAUGACCAUCAAAAUUUUAGCAAAAGUCUGAUUUAAAUCGGUGUUAUAAAAAUAUAUUUAUAAUUGCCAGUAUAGAAUAUUUUUCAAGCAAUAAAUAGAUUUUUAUAUAA